CCUCCGUGUUGCGAGAUGAAAACUUCGCUGAUUCUCUCGGCGUUGCUCGCCCUCGUCGGCAGCGCAGUCGCUGCGAAGCCUUUCCUGUGCUAUUGGGAGUUCUGGGGAGUGUACCGGGCCGAUCCUCACAAGGGUACAAUCGACAAGAUCCCGGUGAAUCUCUGCACCCAUGUCAUCUAUUCCUUCGUGGGCUUGGACGAGAACAGCAACACCGUCAAGCCGCUGGAUAGCGAGAGAAUGGACAGCGAUCUCCGUGCGCUCCGAGCUCUCAAGCAGAAGAACUCAGCCCUCAAAGUCAUCGCCGCCAUCGGAGGCUGGGGUGAGGGGGCCGCGAAGUAUUCCCGUCUGGUGAGCAACACCGCAAGCAUCGACAAGUUCGUCGCUUCCGUGAAGGAUUUCGUGAAGAAGUAUGAGCUCGAUGGUUUCGAUCUCGACUGGGAAUUCCCCGGAGCGACCGAUCGAGGGGGCAGUCCCUCAGACAAGGCGAACCUGAUAACUCUCCUCAAAAAACUCCGUGAAGCUCUUCCGGGGAAACUUUUGACUAUCGCCGUCGCUGGACCCCAAUACAGGAUCGAUGGGGGUUACGAUGUUCCAAACAUCGCCAAAACCGUCGACUACAUAAACGUCAUGUCCUACGAUCUCCGUGGUCCGUGGGACCAGGCUACGGGGAACCACGUGGGUCUGUACGGAAACGGCAUCAGCGUGUCUCAAGUAAUGCAAGCUUGGCGCAAGGCCGGGGCUCCCGCGAACAAAUUGAUCAUGGGCUUCGCUUUCUACGGUAAAUCCUUCACCCUCCAAAAUCCCUCGAACAACGGUAUCGGCGCUCCCGCCAGCGCCGGCCAAGCUGGCGAAGUAUCCCAGGAAGGAGGAACCCUUUUCUACUACGAAAUCUGCGAAAGAAUCAGCAAACGAGGGUGGAAACGAGUUUUCGACGACGCGACCAAGGGUCCCUACGCUUUCGGAGAGAACCAAUGGGUGGGAUACGAAGAUGUCGAAGGUAUCAAACACAAGACCGAUCUCAUCAAUAAAGAAGGCUUCGCAGGCGCCAUGGUCUGGGCGAUCGAGCUCGAUGAUCAGUCGGGCGUUUGUGGCGGAGGGAAGUUCCCUCUCGCGAAUGCUGUUUCUAAAGGACUCGGAGGGAACUCUGACGAUGGCAAGGACGAGGACGAUGACGAGGAUGAAGACGUCGUGACCCCUUCUCCGAAACCCGAUCCCACAACCGCGUGCCCGCAACCCAAACCGACCCCGAAUCCCAAUCCCGGACCCACUCCCGACUGCAGCUCCGGAGAGGAAUACAUCCCUCACGCCUCCCAAUGCAGCAGAUACAUCCGGUGCGUAAACGGGCAGCCGAUCGAGAUGCCGUGUCCGCCAGGACUUAUCUUCGACUACAAUCUCAAGGUUUGCAACUGGCCGGACAGCGUGAAUCCGAAGCUCCCCGCUGGAUGCCAAGACGCAUGAUAUCACUCGGGGAUGGAGACAGACUGAAUAGAACGAGAGAAUAAAAGCGAAGCUGAG
Molecule: messenger RNA, 1515 nt
Organism: Galendromus occidentalis (western predatory mite)
Lineage: Eukaryota; Metazoa; Arthropoda; Arachnida; Mesostigmata; Phytoseiidae
Product: endochitinase
Exons: 4
Coding region: 16-1458 (480 amino acids)
Biological process (GO): carbohydrate metabolic process; chitin catabolic process
Cellular component (GO): extracellular region
Molecular function (GO): chitin binding; chitinase activity
Source: RefSeq, a predicted model, not a curated record